UAUCACAAACUAACAAACUUUCCUAAGCCAUUCAAGGUUGCCAUAAAAUGUACGGAAAAAAGGUUUCCACCAUUCACGAAAUGAAACCCCAAAAUUCGCCCAAAAUCUCCAACAUUUUUCGUUCCAAUUUUAAUUUUUGUUACUACACUGGUCAUUGUCCAUUCAAAAUUACACCAUAUUUAUCCCAGUCUUCUGGCCUAUUCUCAAAAUUAGUAUGCGGAAUAACUUUUCUCCUCGCAUUUAUGAAAAAGAUUUCGAAACUCUUGCUACAGCUGAGAAGAUCACACGGGCAGAAUCCAAUUGACUACAUUUUCACAUUAAAAUCUGCCGUCUCUGUAGUCACAAUUGUAAACUUGUAUUACAUUGUUUUCAAAAUGGGAAAGGAAAUACAAAAUCUGUUACUCCAUUUGGGUCACAUGCAGAGUAAAAAUUGUUGGAAUAUUUCAAAAAUUUGGGAUUGGAGACUUAAAAUGGUUUGCUGGCUCCCGUUCUUAUACAGUUUAGGGAUGGUUAGCCAAAUCUACGCCAUCUAUGAGGGGAUCAUGACAACACUUCCGCCCAGACAAAGUUUGAUAUUUGAGACAAAUUUUCAUCAGAGCUAUGCAAACUUUAUGACAACCCAGAUGACAAAUUCUACCACCGUUUCAAUUUAUCCCGGCUAUUUAGAUACCUUCUUAGGUUUGGUGGAUAUUCUCAGUUCCAUUUUUAGAAUGCAUGUUGCCUACGAUGUGGACUAUCUCUUAUUUACCGUCGCAUUAGGAUUGUGGGUACCAUGUAAAUAUUUUUCAGAACUGUUGAAGGACGUGGGGAACAAGGAUGCCUCCGCAAUAUUGGAGAUGUUUGACGACUUGACUAUAUAUUUGGGUUUGUUGAACGAAAUUUUUUCUGGGCUGGUAGUUUCAAACGUGGUGGAUGUCGUGCUGUAUUAUUCCAUCCAUUUGAUGGACUUGGUGAUCGUGCCGUCAAUUGUGGAUAGAGCUGCGUUAACGACUUCCAUCUUAUUUACUGUGGGGACUUUUUAUUUUGCGGCGGAAUCUUGUGCAACUGUUGGUUUUAGUUCGGUGUGGUUAAGAAAUUGGGGAAACGAGUAACCUGUUUUUUCUAAAAAUAAAUACGCUUUGAUUCCUAUCAGCGAAAUUUGCCUAGAUUUGCCAAACAAAAGAAUCGGCAUUUUUAAGGAAUUGUUUCUGAAGUAAUUUUUGAAGAAAAAAUGGUUAGAUUGUUCCCACAUUUGUAAAAACUCUGUUUAAUUAAUUUAAUGAAGGUGUUUCAAAUUUAUUUAUAAGUUGUUUGUAUUUCAAAGGUUGACAGCUUAAAAAAUUGGGUUUCCAAGGAAAGAAGGAAGCCAGGUGUUACUAUUUUGAAGGAUCCUGCAAUCCUAUCAUCUGUUCGGGAAGACGUGGCUGAUAACUCGUUGGGACUUUGCGGAGGGAGAAUAUUUGUUUUUAAUUAUUCAUUAGUUAUCUCGGUGGUAAACACAAUUUUCACAAUUUUCACUCUAUGUGUGCAGUUCAAACUCAAGCCGAAUGUUACUACGACUUCAACCAAAAUUAAAAAUUAAAAUACUGGUCGUAUUAGUCAUAAAUAUUAGAAAAUCGUAAUGAUUCGAAAAUUUCGCAAAUGACCGUCCUUAUUUAGAGUAACAUCAUACCCAGAUUUUCAAAUUUAUUUUGACAGUAAAUAAUGGUUCCUAUGCGCCAAAUAACUAAUGGAUUAAACCAUCCCUCUCUCUUUAGUAAAUAUGAAUUGACGCUCAAUUCUUUUGUGUACAUAUCUACGAUUUACAACUAAUUUAAUAAAAAAUCUCAUCUGCGGAAAAUUAUUUUUCGUAGAUUAUCAAUUUUGGUUGGCCAGCUGAAUAGUCUUCUGUGAUGAUACGU
Folsomia candida is the source of this 1880-nucleotide messenger RNA. RefSeq lists its product as uncharacterized. Bases 48 to 1091 code for a protein of 347 amino acids. The transcript has 3 exons. The record is from RefSeq and is a predicted model, not a curated record. Lineage: Eukaryota; Metazoa; Arthropoda; Collembola; Entomobryomorpha; Isotomidae.